AAGAUUACACCGAUUAAAAUAUUUCACGCCAAGAGUCUCUUGUCUUGACGCGUUUCGCGUACAUCAGCGGAAUUUUCAGCAGCCAGUCGGGUCCUGAUAACAAGAUGCCAAGAACAUUGAUAAGAAGUACGCGUUGCAUGUCAGUCAGUCGAACGAGGAUCGCGCGUCGAGGAUCGUAAAGUCGUUUUGCUCUUCGUAGUGGCUCCACGUGUCGUUUCGUUCUGUCUUUCAAGUUUUCUACGAAUUUAUCGUAACUUGAAAAAUUGUGACACUUUCGAAAGAAAACUUUUAUAGAAAAUAUCACUUCAAAAAACGUGAAAUUUGGGAGAUUAAUUUACAAAAGCACUCGGUAAAGUGAAAAACUUUGCUAAUAUAACAUUUUAAUGUAUUCCUAAUACACUUUGAUCCAUGUGCGUUGCGAUGACAAUCAUCGCAAAAUAUCUUCGACGAUAUAACUAUAUCCUGAUUUUGUUUGGUCAUCAAUCACGGGCUUGUCAAAAGCGAGAGCAAUCGUUGUCUAUUUAUCACGCACGUGUGACGCAACGUAAGUUGUGAGUGAUCACUUUUUUCUCGCGAGAACAGAAAGAACAAACGUUUGUUAGCGAACCAAUAAAUGGCGCCCGACGGUCACACCGCAUGGUAUAAGACGUCGCAUAUGACCGACUGUUUGCUACAGUCUAUCUCGAUGAGAAGUAGCAGAUUCUCCACCACCAUCCUCCGCCUUCUUCGAUUACGCGACAAUCGUCAUCUGACCGAUCGGAUCAUUUAGAAAAACUUGUCAACGACUUGCCGAGUGCGUCGCAGAUUAGAGAACUGAUUAAAAGGCGUUACAACUCGUGUUAAUUUCAUUGUGCGAAAUUACGGCGAAGUGGAGAGAUCGACAGAGUGAAAAGUGAGUCCUCUGGAUAACAUCGGAUAUCCUCGUGAAAAAAAACGACCUAGAUAACAGAAGGACACAGUAAAUAAGAUCAUUAAUAGAAUCAGUAGUAAGCAUGAGACAGUUUUUGAAUUAAGAAGAUUGAUCGAGAAAGGAUCCAAGGAAAAAACCAUUUUCUUGAGUCGCAUGUUCGAUUAUCGAAAAAGAAAAUCUUCGAAGUCUUGAACGUUUAUGGAAGAAAAAGUAUUUGGAAAUCUGAAAAAUUUCAAAAAGUAAGAAGCAAGAGUCAACAUUUCAGGAAUUGAUUGAAGAUACAAAAUCAGAAUAAAAAAUAAAAUAUUGUUACAAUUUUGUACUCGGUUUAAAUUCACGUGCAUCGAAGUGUCAGUCGUUAAAAAGUUUGGUGCCAGAAUCGUGCGUUACAAUAAAACGAGAUAAACAGGAUGAACAGGAUAAAUGGCGAUGCGCUGAAAAUGGGUGACAAAUCACCGUCGCCCGAUUGCGGGGAAGAGCAGAAACUUAUUUCGCCGACUACGCCGACGACGCCGAUGAUCGUGCAAGUAACAAAGAAUCCAUACGCAUCUUUAAAGUACAGGAGCCGAUACCGGGCUGGACCGACGCGGAAGCUGCGUCGUCGCGCCGUCCUAAAGAAUGGCGACUGCAACGUGUUGCAAUCACGCAUUUCUCGGCGAUCGUUGCGUUUUCUGCAGGACCUCUUCACAACCCUGGUAGACACACAAUGGCGUUGGACACUGCUGUGUUUCAUCCUGAGCUUUCUUUUAUCCUGGCUAGGCUUCGCAGUGUUAUGGUGGCUGAUUGCCUUUACUCACGGUGACUUUGAAGAAGACCACCUGCCGCCGUUCCAGGUGGAGAACAACUGGACGCCGUGCGUCUACAACAUCUUCAGUUUCACCAGCUGCUUUCUCUUCAGUAUCGAAACUCAACACACUAUCGGAUACGGCAGUCGUUCCACUACGGAAGAAUGUCCUGAGGCCAUAUUUGUCAUGUGUAUACAGAGCAUUUCCGGUUGCAUGAUUCAAGCUUUUAUGGUGGGCAUCGUGUUUGCCAAGAUGACCAGGCCGAAGCAGCGUACACAGACUCUGUUGUUCUCACGGAACGCCGUAAUCUGCCAACGAGAUGGCGAGCUCUGUCUUAUGUUUCGCGUGGGCGACAUGAGGAAGAGCCAUAUAAUUGGGGCAAACGUUCGCGCUCAGGUAAUCCGCACCAAAACGACCAAGGAGGGCGAGAUUUUGUCCCAGCAUCAGCAAGAACUGACGGUAGGCACCGACGGCGAGAACGGCAAUUUGUUUUUCAUCUGGCCGACCACCAUUAUUCAUCGGAUCAAUGAGUCCUCGCCUUUUUACACCAUGUCCGCUGAAGACAUGUUAACCGAACGUUUCGAGGUCGUUUUGAUCCUGGAAGGUACAAUUGAAUCGACCGGACAAACCACUCAAGCCAGGUCUAGUUAUCUUCCUCAGGAGAUUCUGUGGGGUCAUCGUUUUGACCCCAUGGUGAGUUACUCGAAAGAGCGGCAAGGCUACGAGGUAGAUUAUUCGCUGUUCAAUAGCACCACCCAGGUGGACACUCCAUUGUGCUCGGGCAAAGAGCUCGCCGAGUUCUACAGGGAUGAAAUUCGUCAGGGAACCGGUGUUCUAAUCGACGAGGAUCAUUUAACCGGAAGACAGUGUUGGUGCAAUUGUCACGCGUCGAUUAAUCAGCGAUGUCUUCGGACGCCUCUCUCACCUUUGACAUGUUCGAACUGUACAUGUUCGAAUUGUACUUCGCACGAAUUCCCAAGUGAAAACAUGGAGCAGUCCAGAGUAUUCAAUUUCGAUCCUGACGCCAUUCAGGUGAUGCAAGAUACAGAAUUCGAACAACUUCCGGAAGCGGUGAACAGAGAGAUCGUUAAGAAUAGCGAGGAGAUUGUCUUCGAAGAUGAAGAGGAAAUUUCUCCGACAGAUUUUAACAGAAAUCCGAAUUACGAUGUUUUUGUAAUAAAUAACCGAAGUUUUCGAGGAUCCGGAAGAAACACAACUAAUCGAGCAAUCGCGCCGACAAGAGAACAAAAACAUUCGAUGAGAGAUUCUUUUGCAAACGAGAAGCAACAAAAGUCUUUGAAACAGUCCAGUCGAAAUAAUUCGUUCAUUAUAGAUGAUAAAAAGUCGUUUAGAGAGUCAAGAAAAAAAGCUGUUGACAACGUGAGGAACAUCAGGAUAUUGGAGAGUCAAAAGUCUUUCAGGGAAACUCGAAAAUACCUUGCAGUGCCUUUAGAUCAUGCAAACGGCAGACCGUUUUUUCAUCAGAGAUUGAAUUAUGAUCUUCUGAGGCAAGGAAAAAAUGACCAUCUAAUGCGACAGUAUGAUAACAUCAGGAUCGAAAACGAAAAGACACUAAAGAGACCUUCGUCAGAUAGUCUUGCUAAAAUAGUGGUACAACGUAAACUUUGUUCUAAUGAUUUACGUUUGCCGAUCUCUCCGGUUUCCGAUCUUUCGCCGGAAUCGGGAUUUUGCGACGGAAGUCCCCAGAGCAAUCAUACGGAACCUCGUCUGUUUACGAGGAGGAUGAAGUACAUUGAUGAAGUUCUGGACAGAGAAAAGAGUAGUUCUUCAGAGAGUAACUUAUCACAAAAAAAUGUUGCUAGUGAUGUUGACAAUCUAAAAGAAUGUGCUAAAGAUUAUACUUUUGAAAUAUCUAACUGUAAAAGAAACGACGUCAAAGAUGAUGAGAACACAAUUGUUUUACACAGUAGUCCGUCUUGUAAAAAUAUUAGUGAUGACAAUGACAUUCCAAUAAAAAAAGAAGAAAAUAUUGACGACUCGAAACUGUCAAUUAUUGAAGAACAAUCCACACGUGGAAAAGACAAUAUUCAAAAUGUUGACGAAACGAGAAAAGCAGAUAGUUCCUUAAAUAUCGAUACAUCUUACAAGUGUGUUAUCGAAAAUGAUGAUUUAGAAGAAUUCGAUAAUACUAUUGAUAUUGAAGAACCACUUAUCAACAAUAAUAGAAUAAUAAUAACAAAGAUGCAAAAUAGUGAAUUUUCAGAGCACGAUAUAUCGAGUGAAAAUUUAGUAACAAAAUUAAUUUAGCUAACUAAUUUUGUAUAGCAAAUUGCGAUAAAAUAAUAGCGACAAAACAAAGAUUUAGAUUACAGGCUCUGAUAGUAAAAUUGAAAUUGUGUCAAAGAUAAAAGACAGUGAUAAUGAAUGAUGUAGAAAAAAAGUUGUUGGACAAUAUCAAAAUUGAAAAAUAAUUAUAAUAAUAUAGGUAGAAAACAAUGUGUUAUAGUAAUAAUUGAGAAUCAGAUUAAACUUCAUAAUAAUAUAUCGAAUAAAUUCAAUAUACAUAAAUAAAAACUCUUUUAAAACAAGUGAUAGAUUAAAUCGCUGGUCGAUUGGUUGUAAUAUUGUACAGUUCAAAUUUUUAUAUAUUGUAUAGAAGAUAAAAAAUGUUGAAAAGAGAAAUUAAUUCGAACAAUUUAAACAUUGUUGUGUGAUCGAUAUUGUUAUUUAGUGUUGAUAUAAUUCCAAUUCUCUAGGUUUACAAAAAUUUAUUUAUUAUUUAAAAAAAUCAAGAAUGUUAUAUAGAACAAUUCCAAGUAGAAUAAUCUGUGUAUAUAAUAAUUACGUCUUGUAAUUUUUUAGCUAAGCCAAUAUAUCGAAUGUUCCACAAAAACAAUAAUAUAAAAUUUAUUAUAAAAAGUCAAAUUUAGUAAAAAAAAAUAUAUCAAAAAUAAUAUUGAAUCUCUAAUUCGGACGGCUGUUUGAGAAUUUUGAUGCAUUUGGUAUUGUCAUUAU
This is a messenger RNA of Pseudomyrmex gracilis, 4671 nucleotides long. RefSeq lists its product as uncharacterized. Lineage: Eukaryota; Metazoa; Arthropoda; Insecta; Hymenoptera; Formicidae. Gene Ontology annotation, biological process: regulation of monoatomic ion transmembrane transport; potassium ion import across plasma membrane. The coding region runs from base 1321 to 3963 and encodes 880 amino acids. Gene Ontology annotation, molecular function: inward rectifier potassium channel activity. The record is from RefSeq and is a predicted model, not a curated record. The transcript has 4 exons. Gene Ontology annotation, cellular component: plasma membrane.